CGUUUUUAACGAGGGACACCCAUGUAAAAAAUAUCACGUCGAUCCAUUAUUCCGUUGCGAUGUGACUGAAGGACAUACCAACAAAAAAAAACACUUUCGCAUUUAUAAUACAGGUAGUGAUACACUGUUACAACAUUAUACGGAACCCCUUACCUAUAGUUCUGUUGAGUCUUUCUUUUUUAACAAAAAUAAAAGGUCAGUGUGUAUAAAAGUGGUGCGAACAACCGGUCUUUUUUCUUGGUUCUUAUUAGUAUCGGCAAGAUGUUACUCAAUUGCAUACGACUUUUUGUGUGUGUGUUUUGUGUGAUUUAUUACGCACAGUCUUGUGUCGGUCAAUAUGUUAAUUUUGGAAAUAUUGACGCGACUACAAGCCUGCCCUUGCCAUUCCCAGCUUGCCAAGCCGACAACCUCGAAUGUCUUCGACGGGGCCUACGGACUUUUUUCUUCCUCAUGAACUCGGGAUACAUGGGGAUGCAGCCCGUAGAUCCUAUGAUACUUAACAGCCUAACGGUCGCUCUUCCAGAAGAGCAACUGUCAUUUUUAAUGAGGCGCAUCAAUGUCACCGGCGCUAAAUGGACCAAACUAGCAGAAAGAAAAUUCAACUUACCAGGCGGAAAGAAUGGCGUCCGCUUCAUAAACAACCUGCACGUCACUGGAGAAAUUACUAUGAUGACGGCAGCAAGAAUUGAUCCUUUCUUCGCGCAUAUUACAAUGGAUAUACAGGAUGUGGAAAGUAAUAUAACUUACACGUGGGCAGGCCAGCGAGGCUUCGACAACAAAGAUUACAUCUUUGUUGGACCUGAGAGGGUAGCUGUAAGGAACUCGCGAACGCCAUUUUUCUUUGUACAGCCAACUGCACAAGAGGAUGCCCCAAUGAUUGAACAAGUUCUGCAGGCAAGACCUACAGUACUCGAACACUUGUCCAACGAAAUAACUAUAGCUUUAAUGCAUUCUGUUGUAGAUAACUUUAGACUGUUUGCUAGUAAGGUUCCAGCCAAGAACUAUUAUUUAUAUGCAGACAAUAGUAAUAUUAGUAAUUAAACAGUA
Molecule: messenger RNA, 1047 nt
Organism: Maniola jurtina (meadow brown)
Lineage: Eukaryota; Metazoa; Arthropoda; Insecta; Lepidoptera; Nymphalidae
Exons: 5
Coding region: 262-1041 (259 amino acids)
Source: RefSeq, a predicted model, not a curated record